Corticium candelabrum is the source of this 3080-nucleotide messenger RNA. RefSeq lists its product as uncharacterized. The transcript has 11 exons. The record is from RefSeq and is a predicted model, not a curated record. Lineage: Eukaryota; Metazoa; Porifera; Homoscleromorpha; Homosclerophorida; Plakinidae. Bases 59 to 2950 code for a protein of 963 amino acids.
CCAACGGCGUGAACAGUAUAGUGGCGACUGUGUGUGACUGUCUGCACUCAUUUUGCUCAUGACAACAGCCAUUUUGAAGCUGUUUUUUACGGCAGUUAUUGUCAGUGUGUCUGCGCCCUGCGCGUCAGAUUCGUUUCCUAUCGAGUGUCCACCGUGCAUCAAGAGCGCCGGGUCGGACGUCUGUGUGUGCAAAUUGGAAAGAUUGGAGUAUAAGGAGGGAGAGACGAUGGUGCUGAGUGAAUACGACGAACGGAAUUCGUUGCGCAGCGAAAUUGAGUGCGCGUGCGCAGGCGAGGAACAGCGCGUGGACAGGAAAAACAUGAGUAGCGUCGGCGGAGAUGAUCACAUCCGUCAUCGACGUCAAGAACGUCCUUCUUGUAAAUCAAGUCGUACCAAGGUGACUAUUGGGAAUGAUGGCAGUCCUGGAAGAACUGAAAGAAAAGCGGACAUAUGCUUUGUAGUAGACGAAUCAGGCUCAAUGUGGCAAGAACAUGAUUGGCUUAAUGACACUAUCCAUCAACUAGAUACAAUUCUGACAAUUCAAAACGGAAUAAAAGUUCGUUAUUGUCUUGUUGGUUAUGGCACAACAGAGCAUCUACUUGGAGAAUUCCUUGUCACUGAAGGCAAUGCAAGUGCAAUCAGAGCUGUCAUAGAAACGCUCCAGGAGACUGGACAACAAGAGGAUGGAUACAGUGCCAUGUAUAAAGUGUUCAAGAAUAACGGGAACUUUACAUUUGAUCCCGAUGCUAAAAAGGUUAUCAUAUUAGUUACAGAUGAGAAUCGGGAUGACCUCGAUGAAAUGUUGAAUGUUGACCUUAAUUAUAUGACCAUGCUACAAUAUUUCAGAAAUAAUAAUGUUACUCUGAACGUUGUGGUCAAUCAGCUUUUCAAAGACAAAAACAACACCAUCAACACUUUGGCAGACGAAGAGGAGUAUGUGCUAGGCAUGAAUUACAAGAAUCAAUCAUAUUCACAGAAACUCGGAUGUUUAACAUCUCCUUGCUACAAAGUGGGUGACCCAUGGGCAGCAUAUGCUGUAAAGGAUGGUGGGCAUGAAAGUACUUCACAAGACUAUGUUAGGUUGGCAUUAGCAACAAAUGGAUCAGCUUGGGAUCUGAACCAACUGAGAGAUGCUUCUGAUGCACAAGUGGAAGCCUUCACAGAUGCAUUUGUUAAUGUGAAAGUUAAAGAAAUAGUUGUAUGUAGAGUGUGUGAAUGUCCAGAUCCAUUCGGAGAGCCCGUCUGUACAUUGGAUGAAACACUACCACUAGAACAAUGUGUCACAGCUAAAGAAUGCAGUAUUAAUGGAAAGAAGGUGCCAGAAGGUGGGUACGUUUUCAAGACAUUUAUCCCAGAAAGCAGUGGAUCAUUUCCAAGUGUUGCAGCUGUUGAUAUUAUUUUUGUAAUUGAUGAAAGUGGGUCAAUGGAAAGUGAUCACGAUUGGUUGAACAACUACUUUAUUAAACGAACUGACCAAUUCCUUAAGCAACACUAUCAGAUUGGAAUGUCCCCAUCCCCACCAAACAAAUUUGGAUUGUUAGUGUUUGCAAGCCAUGAUCGAAAACCAGACAAUAUGGGAAAGGUGCUUGUGACAAGUGUUACGGCUGAAGACUUUCCCAAUGUUGAGUUACAUCGCAAUGGAAAGACAGAGGAUGGAUAUGAGGCAAUUAAAUUAGCAGCUGACUACUUGCGCCAACCCAAACGAUCACCAUCUCCUGUUCCAGAACCUCGUGUUCUGAAGUUGAUAGUUUUGGUAACAGAUGAAGAUAGGGAUAAUGUAAAAAAAACUCUCACUAAAGAAACAUUGAAAAAACACUUAGAUGAUAAUAACAUUUGCCUUGAUGUGGUGGUUACUAACUCAUUUGAGCUAGAGGAUGGCAGGGAAGCAAUAGGUGUUGGAACGUCUCGUGAUAAGUAUCCAGCAUUUGUUCUUCGCCAUGGUGAUGACCCAUUGCCAAAAAAUGGACGUAGCGUGAUAGAAAGUGGACAUGUUAAGACUUUUGAUGACUAUGUGAAGUUAGCAUGGGAUCGCAAUGGAGUAGCAUGGGACAUCAAUGUGGUGAAAACACUUACAGCGGACUCAGACGAUAAAGAUUUUGGAAUGGACUUUACAAAGUAUUUCAGCAAGAGGAUUCGUGAUGUCCAAUGCGGUUUGCGAAACACUGAACCUCCUAGGUGUUCUUGGUCCUCGUGUCGAUCAGCUUUCCCAAUGGUAGUAUGUGAUGGACAUAUAGACGAUAACUACAACAUUACAAAAGAACAGUGUAUGAGCGGUGUCACCAAUUAUCAGGAGCACGAAGAUUGUCCAUCACCUCUUGGGGAACCUCAGCCAGACGUUCCCGAUAGCCAGAGAAAGAGUUUACCAACUGAUCAGACAUCAGCCAUUUCAAAUCGCAACACACACUGGAGCAAGGUUUGUGCAAAAGGAGCAGUUGAAUUGUCCUCAACAUCGAAACUGAGUUUCUCCAACGAAACUUUCCAAAGAUCUAAGAAACACGUGGUGACAUUCUGCUUCAGAACAUCAGAUUCUGAUGGCGUUUUGCUAUGGAUAAAACAGAGGCUACCAGAACCAGCACACAUUCUCAUUCAAGUAGUGAGUGGAAGAGUUCAAGCAAGGGUCAACUUGGGUGCUGGAAGUAAAGUUUUAACACAUAAUCUGGUGGUUAGUGACAGCCAAUGGCAUAAAAUUAUGUUCAGGAGGAAAGGCAACAGAAUAGAGCUUCGAUUGGAUGGCAAUAGGAGGCCUAAAUUAAUUGCCGGUGAAAACUAUGACCAAACCCUAACAUUCAGAGCCAACAACAAGUGGUACCUUGGUAUGGCCAACAGUAAUGACAUUAAUGAUGUUGCUGUUCCGCUAACCGGCUGUAUCAGCAAAGUGAAAGUGAACAAGAAAAAGGUUGAGCUAGAGGCUGAUGCCAUCGAGAAAGUUGAUGUUUUCCCCUGUGAAUAAUCCCAUGUCAGUUUCCGUAAUAUGAAACAUUGUUGGGUAACUACAGUAGCUUGCUUGUGAUAGUGCAUUUGUAUGUUAUAGUUUUGUUGUUGUCUGGUUUGAUAUUACAGUGUAACGUGUUUGGUUUGUA